Nerophis ophidion (straightnose pipefish) is the source of this 4624-nucleotide messenger RNA. Its product is annotated as ephrin-B3-like. The record is from RefSeq and is a predicted model, not a curated record. Lineage: Eukaryota; Metazoa; Chordata; Actinopteri; Syngnathiformes; Syngnathidae. The transcript has 5 exons. Bases 867 to 1856 code for a protein of 329 amino acids. Gene Ontology annotation, molecular function: ephrin receptor binding. Gene Ontology annotation, biological process: axon guidance; ephrin receptor signaling pathway. Gene Ontology annotation, cellular component: plasma membrane.
CUUUCCCCUCUCUAAAGUCUGAUUGCAUUGUGCCGCGUUCACGCUCUCUGCCUGCCAGUCAGGAAAAGGGGAUUUGUCCUCCCCCCUCCUCGUGCUCCCUCUCUGGUUGCUUGUGGUGAUCCAGUGGAUCUUCCAGUGGAUCUUCCAGUGUGCUGCGAGCCUCCGAGCAGGUCGGACCGGUCGGAUUGUGUCGUGACCGGAUCACACAUUGGACCUACUCGCUUGUGUUUUUUUUUUGUAAACGAUUUUAUAUCCCCAAUCAAAUCACUUUGCAAGUUCACCCCCCCCCCCCCCCCCCCCCUACCGGAUCCUUGUGUAUGCCAACUGAUAUCGACACCGACUCUUGGAUCUACUGCUUUAAUUCCCUACAAAAUCCGCUGCAAAUUGAGGAUUUGUGGAUUUUACAAAGCUGCCCCGAGUCAGACAUUAAAAGGAUUGUGCAGGACUAAAGUGGACAUGUGGACUCCGCGUUGCAUCCUCUAAAAACUGCCAUAUUAUUAUUAGUUUGGUGGCGUGUUGCAUGAGGCGAGAAGGUAAUGGGAGAGGGCGCACACACAAGAAGAGAGCGUUGUUUGCCUUGCAAGGACUCUCUGCUGGCUUCUUUUGACAACAUCCACUGGAGUUCUAUUUAAAGUCCUGGACCAGCACCUUUUUCCCUCUGCACCAGGAUCACCGAUGGCUCACUAGAGUGGAAGACAUGGGAUGUGGACCAAGAUAGUCCAGCUUGGACACUGAGCGCCCAUACUGUGUUUUUGCACCUGACCUCUGACCUCCGUCUUUUGGACCCCAUCCUCAGCAGCGAGCUGUGGACCUGCAGCUUGGCGUCUUUUUGUCUUAUUGCGUCCCGGUUCCGAAGUUGGCUCGACAUGGCGUGUCCAUGGAGUGGCAAUGGACUGUGGGUACUGCUGGUGCUGAUACUGGAUUUACUGGGAACCACGGCCAGCAGCAUGGAGCCCAUCUACUGGAAUUCACUCAACGAGAGGUUCCUGGAUGAUAAGGGCUACAUCCUCUACCCUCAGAUCGGUGACCGGCUGGACCUGAUCUGUCCCCCGCUAGACACGGCUCGCUCCACGCCGGAGUACGAGUUCUACAAACUGUACCUGGUGUCGUCGCGGGAACAGGCAGACCGUUGCGAGGUAAUGGGCGCGCCCAACAUCGUGCUGACGUGCGAUGAGCCUACGCGAGAACGCCGCUUCACCAUCAAGUUCCAGGAGUUCUCGCCCAACCUGUGGGGCCACGAGUUCAAGAGCAUGCACGACUACUACAUCAUUGCGACGUCAGAUGGGACGCGCCAAAGUCUGGACAGCAUGAGGGGUGGAGUGUGUGCCACGCAGGGCAUGAAGGUGGUCCUUAAAGUGGGGCAAAGUCCAUACGGGCUGCCUCCCAAGAAGGAGACGGCGGGACGCUCCACCAACAGGAACUCAGGCGGGAACUCGACCCAUUCAAGAGGACCCAACACCUUCGGAGGAGCCGAGGGGGGCGGCGAGAACGGCCCUCUGCAGCCCUCCAACAUCGCCCUCAUCGCUGGGGCGGCAGGAGGCUCUGCCUUCCUCCUGCUGGUCACCGCCGUCAUCUGCGUGGUGUGCUACAGGCGGCGGCACGCCAAGCACUCAGACACCCACCACCCGCCGCUGUCGCUGUCGUCACUCACCAGUCCUAAGCGGGGGGGCGGCGGCGGCAUCUCCACCUCCAACAACAACGGCUCGGAGCCCAGCGACAUCAUCAUCCCGCUGAGGACGUCGGACUCGGCCUACUGCCCGCACUACGAGAAGGUGAGCGGUGACUACGGACACCCCGUCUACAUCGUGCAGGAAAUGCCGCCACAGAGCCCAGCCAACAUCUACUACAAAGUAUGAGAACUGGAGUGCGUCCAUCUUGCCCGUCAUCACUCCAGUCCCCGUCCCCUCGCCACAGCUCGGCCCGCCAUCACAACUCAUUGUUCAUCCAGCAAAAUGGAACCACGACCAAACCCAAUCUCACAUUGAGCGGGCUGUCAAGCGUGCACGAGGGUUCUCCAGCCCUCCCGGAACGUGGCCGGAACAUCUUUGAGCCGCGCCGGAUCAAAGAAACGUUCCCAAAAUGCACCUGGAAGAGCACUAAUGUGGCUUUUGGACUUUGAGAGAAUCAAAAGACCAUCGCUUAGAAAAAUAAAUCAAUAAAAGCCCAGUUAGUGCUGAGGAACUCCCAGUCGCCAUACCUGCCUAGAACCCAGCAGCCCGCCGCUCGAGCGCCAUCCAACACUCCUUAGGAAUUAUUUGAACAUAAGGGGAGGCGGAGGAGGCUCGGGGACUCGGCCAAUCAGUAAAGCUGGGACGGACGUCAGUCACGUGACCCGGCCUCUGACACUCAGAAUCUUGUAUAUUUUAAUAAGGCGUGUGUGCGCGUGUGUGUGUGUGUAUGUGUGCUUUACAUGGGCGUGACUGUGCUCUUUAGACUUGUCUUAAAAAUACCAAAACACAAAAUAGUGAGCAGAUAUCAGAAGAAAACAACACAAAAAAAGUUUUAAAAAAAGUAUUUUUUUUAUGGCUAUCAACACUUAUAGAUGAUAUAUACAAUUAAUAGAUGUUUUCCUUUAUCGUUUUGUUAUACCCGCUCUUCGCUAAAAGACGAUGCCUCUGUUGCUAGACCUUUUUCUAUUUUUUACAACUUACCCUAGUACAAUCUGCCUUUUUUUUUUUAUUAAAAAUGUUAAUUUAAACGUUCUCAACCCUUUACCCCCUAAGGUGUCUGUAUAUUUUUAUAGCUUCUUGUUCUAUGCGGUAGUGUUCACGUUUAGACCUUGUUUGUGGAAGUGUUGAGGUAGAGCCAUCCAUCUUUCUAUUUGUUUUUUUUUUGUUUGUUUUUUUUAAUUCCAAAUGUUUUUGUUUUUUUUCGUUAAAGAGUGGAUGGCAUAGGGGGGUUAGAAAAAAGAACUGAAAGCGGCAUUUGAAUGCGAAAAAAAAAGGAUGGACUGUGAUGAAAUUGCACAAUAAAAAGGAAAGAGGAUGAAGGAUGCUAAAUGAAGGGUUCAUUCCCAAGGAGUGGAACCAUGCAUCACAUGCACACUUGCUUAUGGUUGUCCAUCGAGUCCGACGACGACAUAAAUGCACACACACACACACAGAGACACACCUACAAAAGCACAUGCAAUCUCCCCUUAGCGUGUUACAUUAUUUGUGCACAUACACAAAUUGCCUAACAAUUGCUUUCAUAUUACACAUUUGUGUCUCUGUGUGUGUUUGUGUGUGAUGGACGAGUGAGUACAUGAAAACACAACUUGGAGCCUGUUAGUGAGGGCUGCGUUCAAAGGCACCCAUGUGCCGGGCAGUUGAAAAAAAUACUUUUGUUGUGCUUAAACAUAGCUUUUACGUAAACACACACACCUACAAAACGCCAUGAAACCUCUCGUUGUUACAUCAUUUGUACACACACACACACACACACACACACACACACACAAGCCAGUUAAGGACUGCUACAUCAACUGCCCCAUUACCUAAUACACGCUUUCAUAUCAAAAAUGUGUGUGUGUAUGAUGGUAGAGUACCUGAAAACACACAAACAGCAGCAGCCUGCGUUCAAAGACAUGUGUUCCCAUGUGCUUAGCAGUAAAAAAAAGAAAAAUUGUUUUGUGUUGCGCAAACACAGCUUAUACUGUGUAUGUAAACACACGCCUGCAGACACACACAGUGUUGUGUUCAGAGGCACCGUGUGUUCACAUAUGUCGGCAGUAAUGACAUUUUGUGUUGCUCAAACAUGUUUGUGGCUAAUGUGAACCUGGAUGGCAGUGCCACACACACUAACACACACACACACACGUGCACACUCCAGCGUUUUAUUUGUGCGAUCUUUCCUUAAGUGUGUUUUUGUAUCGGUACCUAACAUCAAUUUGUAUUAAAAUGUGCUUUAAUUGUCACGUUCUGCCAUGUCAAGGAUUUUUGUAGCCUUCUGGAUUGUAUUUGACGGUGAUGACGUAAUGAAAAUAUGACAUUGUGGUCAUGAAUGAGGUGAGGAGGGCAGAGAGGGUGUGUGUGGGGGGGGCGGGGGGGGGCUCUCUUUUGUACAAUGUUGUUGUUUUUACGUCCGACAUCUAUUUAAACAUGCCGACCGAGGAGCGCGUGGUAACUCGCACGCCCUCCCGAGCCCUCUUUGACAACUUCUGCAACAAUUUGCAACGCUCCCAGGCAACAUGACUGUGAUCAGCCCAAAAAUGGCUGCAACCUAAGGGGAGACAAAGAGCGAGGGAGCGCCAACAACGUAGACUGCAUACUACAUGGUAUUCAUCCACGUCGGACUGCCAUGGUAUGUCAUGUUUCCACGUGGAUGUUAUUCCACUCACCGCUUUUGUUUGACAUUUCAGCCAGUACUGAACCCAUGGAGCAGGUUCGCAAGGGGGGCCUGGCACAGAAUCGCUUGGCGAAAACGUGUGUGUAAAUGUGUGUGUUUUUGCCAAUAAGCCCGAGUUGAGGUCUGCAGAGCAUAAAAACGUGUGUCUCCUCACCUCGCCUCCUUUCCUCCUUCCUUGUCUCCUCAUCACAGUGACCCCUAGACCCCUGACACACACCUCUAAAGAGAGGAAAAGAUGAGUACAUUCCUGCCUUGGAGGGGGAAAAAAAACGAUUGAAUAAAAAAUGUUUAAGCACCA